AUGCUCCGCCCCGAUCGCUUGCAACCGGAAGCGGACAUCAGGGAGUUGGCCACGUCCCAGCGUGUCACGGCGGGGAAGUGGAUGCUUGUCCCGCGCGAAGAGGAAGUCGACUCAGUCUGGGCGGUUGUUGCGCGAGCCGUGUGGGAGGGCAAGUUGGGCACCGCGGCCAAGGUAGCGACCGCCAAGGCAGAGGAAGGGAUGAUGGUCGUUGAUGAUGAUGGCGGCGGCAGCGGCACGAGAGACAGAGGUCUCAGACUGAUAUGCAUCUACACCGGGGACUUCUCCGACCAAGCAGAUGUCAAGCGCGUGCUGCAGGCUCUGAAGGAUCUUCGGCCUGCUCAACCUCGCCGGACCCGGCGGCGCCCUCGGGCCUGA
Cladophialophora immunda is the source of this 375-nucleotide messenger RNA. RefSeq lists its product as uncharacterized. Lineage: Eukaryota; Fungi; Ascomycota; Eurotiomycetes; Chaetothyriales; Herpotrichiellaceae. The record is from RefSeq and is a predicted model, not a curated record. The transcript has a single exon. The coding region runs from base 1 to 375 and encodes 124 amino acids.